This is a messenger RNA of Hevea brasiliensis (rubber tree), 7699 nucleotides long. Its product is annotated as cysteine-tryptophan domain-containing zinc finger protein 7. NCBI's taxonomy places the organism in Eukaryota, Viridiplantae, Streptophyta, Magnoliopsida, Malpighiales, Euphorbiaceae. Gene Ontology annotation, molecular function: zinc ion binding. Bases 462 to 5576 code for a protein of 1704 amino acids. The transcript is spliced from 11 exons. The record is from RefSeq and is a predicted model, not a curated record.
AUCUAAAGUAAGCAUACCAUAGGAAAAAAGAAAAAAAAGAAAAAAAAAAAACAGUAGGUUGCUUCCAUUGCCGCACGCAUCAAUCAAAAGAAACCAGCGAGAAGUUAAAAUAUUUUAGAAUCCAAUCGAACUCGGCACCGUGACCCGGCCGAGUCGAGCUCGAUUAAACUCUGAUUUAUUAUCCAAUCAAUUCUCUGCUCCCGAUCGUGAGUUCCGAUAUAGAAAUUAAUCGUUAAUCAACGUUCUUGGUUCAUAAUAUUUUUUAAUCAAUGAGGGUUUGUGAUAUGCCAAGGCCAAAGUCGGUAGUAGGGGAUUUAGUUCCUCGGUUCUGGUGGGUUUUUUUAGUGCUUUUGUGGGAUUUUUUCUGUAGGAGUUGAGGUGAUGCUGGACUUUAGGGAAGGUUCGCUUAGGGUUUUGGGGUUAGGAUUAGGUUUUUAGGAUUAGGGUUUUCUUUGGGAUUUAUGGGGAUGGAGGAGAAUUCUGAGCUUGAGGAAGGAAAGGCUUUCCGGUGCAGGGACGACGACGACAACAACGUAGACCCUGAGAUUGCUCUCUCUUACAUUGAUGAGAAGAUACAAAAUGUUUUAGGCCAUUUUCAAAAGGAUUUUGAGGGUGGAGUUUCUGCAGAGAAUUUGGGGGCUAAAUUCGGUGGGUAUGGCUCAUUUCUGCCUGCCUAUGAACGAUCUCCACAGAGAAACUCUGUUUGGUCACAUCCAAAGACUCCACAAAAAAACUCUAGCCCACCAAGAUCUCCUAAUAAUUUGCCUGUGGAGGGUUGGCCCCAGAGUUUGAGAGUUCCCUCCAAUGUUCUUCCUUCUGUGAAGCUUGGAACUUCAUCCUACAGUACAAAUGCAUUGCAUAAGUCUGGGUUGGCACCUGGGGAUGUUUCAGUAAAGCAAGAUUCUAGCUUUUCUUCUGCUCGAGUUUCUCAGAAGUCUAAUCUGAAGGAUGGAAACUCCAAAAAAUCAGGCAAUCUCUCUGACCAAAGGACACUGAAGGUUAGGAUAAAAGUGGGUCCUGAUAGCAUGGCACGAAAAAAAUCUGCAAUUUAUAGUGGUCUUGGGUUUGAUAAUUCUCCAUCUUCAUUGCUGGAGAACAGUCCUGAGGAAAGUGAUGGAAUGUUGCCUGUAUCCCCACAAGUUGCAGAUGAAUCUCCCACUAGAAUUCUUCAGAUAAUGACUUCCUUCGCAGUCCCUGAGGGUGCCCUAGUAUCACCUCUUCAUGACAGUCUGCUUUGUUUGAUAAGAAAGGAGAAGUUCUCCAAAGGCAGUAAACCUUUGCCUUCCCAUAAGGGUAGUCAAGACAAUAUUGCCUUGUUGCCAGAUGAAUCUGUUUCUUUUAUAGGUAAUGCUAAACUCUUGAAAGGGAAGGAGGUGAAAUUUUUGGGGAAGAGUGGAACAGCAGUAGAUCUGAAACAUGGGAAUGGUAUAAUUUUUGAGAAUAAUACAGCUUUUUCAGCCAAGAAAAAGUUAGAAAAUGACAAUGCAGAGAACAAGGACAUGUUAUCUAAUGAAGUAAAGAGCAUGCCUCUACCAGGUACAGCAAAUGGUGGUGAGACUCUGAAAGCAACUGGUGGGUCAUCUGAAGUUCCCAGGGAGGCUGAUCAGGGUGGGGUAAGAGAUGGAUCAUUUCCUUCUGACUUGAUGAAGGAAGAUUCUUUGGAGUCCAUAUCUGGCGGCAAGGGUGAGAAGAGAAAUGCUUGGAGUAGUUCGGUAGAAAAGGUUUUGGAACAUAGAGCACUUAAUUGUGAUGGUGAUGCUUUGGUUAACCUGAGGGGUAAUGGAAAAUCCAAGAAUAGUAAAACCUCCAUUUCUUCAAAAGGUUACUCUGAUGCAUCCAAAUGCAGGGAAGAUCUUAAAGUUGGAUCACUAGUUUAUUCAAAGCAAAAGAUUGGUCAGCUAGACAAGAUCUCCAUGCCUGGUGGGAAGGAAGAACGAUUGUUGGAGGGCAAGAAGUCACAUGGCACUAAAAGUAGCAAAAAAGCUGGUUGCGUUCCCACAAAGGAAAGCUUGGUGAUUGGUGACAGAGGAGCACCUAAAGAUACAACUACUGCUCAUGGUGUUUCUAAAAGUAAUGAUAAGAUGCACAAGCUGAAGUUGCAGAAGGACAUUAGUAAGUUCAGAGAUAAUCACAGAGAUCCUUUGGACUCAAAAUUGGAAAAGAAAAAUAGUCAAAUGGGUUUGUUGGAGAGGCCUUCUGUUAGCAGGCGAAAGGACUCGACCAUGGAUGAUCUUGAGAUGGAGCAGAAUGUGUCUUUUGAUAAGUCAAGGGAAAGAUUUAAUGGUAAAAGAGUUGGUAAUCAGCCGAUACCUGGGACAUUGGUCAAAGAUGUUGCAUAUACGGGCAUUUCAAUACCUGGAAAUGCACUUGCUUCUGAAUUAGCACCACCUGUUAUGGAUCCUAUACUUAUAGAAGAAAAUUGGGUCUGUUGUGACAGUUGUCAGAAGUGGCGGUUGUUACCCAAUGGCACAAGGCCUGAGCAUCUCCCUGAAAGGUGGCUGUGUGCUAUGCUGAACUGGCUGCCUGGAAUGAACCGGUGUGACAUCAGUGAGGAAGAGACAACAAAAGCACUCAAUGCAUUGUCUCAGCUUCCUCUUUCUGUGGGUCAAAAUAAUCUGCAAAAUCAUGCCAAACGAACUGCAUCUGGAGUGCAAAUCCUACAUGUUGACCACAACCACCAAAGUCUUAGUUCCCAUGCUGCAUCUUUUCCAGGAAAGAAGAAGCGUGGUUUGAAGGAAAUAGGAAAGGCAGGUGGCAGCAGUGGCAUAAUCCAGUUAUCUAACUCUACAAAGAACCAGCACCACUUGCAGGAAUCUGUGAAAAGCAGAAGCUUAAAUGAUAUGAACCAGUCUCCUGCGGAAGCAAAUCAAAUGAACAAAACUAAUUUUCAUACUUUGACCAAGUCACAUAAUUUUGUUGCUGAGCAGAAAGAGAAUCAUAUUGAUGGAGCUGGUGAUGCAAAGCAAGUAAAGAUGAAAAACAAGAGGGAGUCUGAUCAUUAUGGAUAUGAGACUUCUAAGAUAACUAAGACUGAGGAUGCAUCCCACGCUGAUAAAUAUCGUCUAAAUUCAAAAAGUGGGUCAUCAACUAAAGCAAGUGGAAAAGACUUGUGUAAAUCAAACAAGCACUUUAUGGGGCAUUUGAAAUUUGAUACAAAGGAAAAAUUGCCACUGAAGCUGGGAGACCAAGCUCAGCUGUCAGCAGAUGGUGGGCCCUUGGAUAUGAGAACAAGUGACAAAAGGAAUAUUUCUAUUAAGAAAAGGAAAUUGAAGGAGUGGCAAGACAAUCAGAAUGAUUUCAACAUCAGUUUAAAUGCCAAGGAAAGAAGUGAGAGUGGAUUAAAGAAAUCCAGGGUUCCAAAAAAUAGGGCUUUCAGUAUGAAAGGCGACAAUGAUAAAUUAGACAAAACCGUUUUCUUGGUAGGAAGUGAAGAUCAUCCAAUUGAUGGUAUGGUAGCUGUAAGAAGUAUUCAUAAGGAUCAGCAACCACGGAAACAUAGAAGAAAAUUUAUAUCUCAACAAACUUUAGAUGGUAUAAACUCAUUGAAAAACGAUCUUCAACCUGGACAACUUUCAUUGACAGCCACCUCAAGCUCUUCAAAGGUUUCAGGUUCUCUUAAAACAAGAGCAACCUUUGAUGAUGUGAAAGGCUCACCAGUAGAAUCAGUUUCUUCAUCUCCUUUGAGGACCUCAUUUCCAGAGAAGCUUGCUUCAACUGGAGGAAACAUUCUAGGAAAAGAUGAUGCUACAAAUGGUGGCCUUCCUGUAAUUGAUGAAGUAAGAAGAUGCAGGGAUGGGGAAGGUGAUGGCCAGAUUAAUCAAUCUGAGAUGAAGGAAAAAGUAUCUGGUGACCCUCAUCCUGAAUCCCGUGAACUUUUACUAGAUUACCAGGAUGGAGAUGCUAAUCACAAAAUUGGUCAAACUAAAUGUUCUUCUGCUUUGUUUAAUGCUGGUGCUGAAAUGAUGGAACGUCGUGACUGCUCUAGUGAUCUGCUUGCUAUAAAAAAUUGCCAUGCUGAGGAUAGAGUAGACAAGUACCACCAUGACAAUGUGUUUUUUCCAAAGAAAUUUGGUAAGAGUUCGUCUUUAAAGUUAAAGGACAAUGAUAGAAGUUCUACAUCUGAUUUUGAUAGAGAUGAGAUGAAGGUUUCUGAACCAGUGAAUGCACAUGGUGAUUUUUCAAAGAAGAGAAUAAGGAAUGAGUCAGAGAUUGAUCUAAGAUCUCAUGCAUCCUUGCUUAAAAGAAUGAACAAUGUUAAACAUGUUAUUCCUGAUAAGCCCAGAAGUAAGUCAAAUGAGGAUGAGAAGGUUCGUGUUAGCAUUAGCGAUUCUAUAGGACAAUGCACAAAAAAGAGCAGAAUGGAGAGCCCAUUAAAUCUACAAAAGCGUGAUAGUUCAGAUGGAAAAACAAGUACUGUUAAUUCAGAUGCAAAAAUGAGUACUGUUUGCAUCAGGAAGUGGAACACAGCCACACAGGAGAACCUGAUCCAGGAUUUUGACAGUGAAGCUAAACUGAAUCCAAUACAAAAAGAUUCAGGAAGCAGGACUAAAAAGUUGGCUGCUCACUUUGAACAGGAAGCUAAAAGUAAGAGUCAGAGUCACCAAUCAGCUUUGGGCUUCCAGCAGGAAGGAGCAUCUGUUGGGCUUAGGGUUUGUGCCUCAGGCAAUGGUGAUGUGUCAAAGGUAUCAAAGCACCCGGAAAAUCCUGGGACCAAGAGUAGCGCUCACCACAGUUUGGGUCACCGUAUGCUUGAUAUGAAAGGGGUCAGAGUCAGAGAUCUUAAUUCACCAAGUCCUGGGAGAACAAAUUCCUCUAGCCAAACUGCUAGUAAUGCCCUGAAAGAAGCCAAGGAUCUGAGAGAUUAUGCAGAUCGUCUUAAGAUCUCUGGGUUUGGUUUUGAGAGUAAUGAAACAAAUUUCCAAGCUGCUUUAAAGUUUCUCCAUGGAGCUUCUCUUCUGGAAACUUGCACUGAUCCUGGCAGAGAGGGAGAAAUGACUCAAAUGCAAGUGUACAGUACUACAGCUAAACUUUUCGACAGAUACUGUGCCUUGGAAUAUGAAAGACGAAAUGAAAUGGCUGCUGUUGCUUUGGCAUAUAAAUGCAUGGAAAUUGCUUAUUGGAGGGUAGUUUACUGGAAGAAUUCUAGCUUAAGUCAAGAUCGAAAUGAGUUGCAAGCCUGUUUGCAAACAUUUUCCCAAGGUGAAUCACCAUCAUCGUCUGCAUCAGACAUUGAUAACUUAAAUAAUCAAGCAGCAGUUGAUAAGGCUACUAUAUCCAAGGGUACAGUUUCUCAUGUUUCUGGAAACCCUUUCAUUGUUGCACGAAACCACUCAAAUUUUCUUCGGCUGCUUGACUUUGCACAGGAUGUAAGUUUUGCAAUGGACGCCUCAAGAAAAUCCCAAAAUGCUUAUUCAGCUGCUAAUGUAGCUUUGGAACAGGUGCAAAAUAGAGAUUGUAUUGAAUCUGUUAAGAAGGUAAUUGAUUUCAGCUUCCAAGAUGUAGAGGAGCUCAUGCUCCUGGUUCAGCAUGCAAUGAAGGCUAUAACCCGAGCAGGUUUGGUUGGUUCUAGAGAUUAAGUCAACCCUGUAUAUACUGUGCGUUUUCUGGUUUAUUCCUGACAGUGGACGGCAUAUAAAUGUGAAAGAGCUGCCCACUUAGAGAAGCAAUUGGAAACCUGCAAAGACACAGGUUACCAACAGCUCAUACCUCUCUGUACAUUUGUACAAAGUGAGAUUGAUUUGCAGAUUUUGUAAUGUAUUUUUCAAGUAUUCAGCUUGUUUUUGGCAUGGAUUCAGGCCUAGCAUGCUCAUCGUCAAGUUUUUUGGGUUGGGAAAAGAGGGAUAAGAUCCUUGUUCCGCAAUACAAUUUGGAGGAGAUGUGACAAUUCAGUUCUAUGUUUGUGAUUUUUUUGGCUCUAGUCAAUUGGAGCCUAAGCAAAGAAAAUAUCUAUAGAGAAAGGAAAUCACGCAACCAUUUUGACGAGGUUGAUUACUGAUACAAUGAUGACUGAUCAAUUUUUAUGAAGAGCUUACCUUUUUUACCAUUUAUGUAAUCUUUAACAGAAUAGAAAAUGAAAUUCUUUGGGAAGGUUCUCUUUCUCUACAAUUUUCAAGCUUGAGAUUUGCUUUAACUAAUUGAGUCAGCAUCACUUCUACUUAAUUGAAUCUGCGGGUGUGUUAUGUUAUCAUGUUACCAUUGUAACAUUAUGGGGGGAGCUCCUUUUUGCUGUUCUUUAGUUUUGAAGUUACAAUGUGAUUAAUUACUUUUCCUUGUAGGUUCCAUCCUUAGAGAUUUUGUUAUGAUUCAGUUUGAAGUCUUGGUGUUUGUUAUCCUUGACUGACAGGAUGAAGAGUAAAGGAAGAAUCCUUUUGUGAUUUAUCAGUUUAAUCUCCUUGACCAAGGUAUGCAAAGAUGUGUUAUUCAUGCAAGGAUAUUUCAGACCUUCACUAUUUUUUCACUUAUGGUAGUUGUCAUUUCGUAUUUGUUAAUUUUGUUUUCAACAUUGACAGCAUGGAGGUAUCAAUUUUAUUGUAUUUUAUCAGACUAUGUUGACUCUUGGAUAACCACUUGUACAAAUCAUUGCAGUUCAUUCAACCAGUUGUUUCUGCAUGAUGAUAUACGAGGUAAAAGGUGUACAUAUAUUUGUUUUGCUGUUACAUGAGGCCUUUCUCUUGGGAUAGGGUCGAUAAACAGUUAAACACCAUCCAUUUUCCUUGAAGGUUAUUAUCAAUUUGUCUUUUCCUCUUAUUAUAUUCAAUUAAUCUGUGUCUGUUUUUUUUCCCCCUGACAUUUAGUUUUCUUAUAUACAAGAAAUUUUGCCUAUUAAUCAUAUUUUAAGGAAUUAUUUACCCUUCUUCUCCCAAUAAAAUAAAUAUAUUAUAAAAUUGGUGCACAGAUUUGAAUCCAAAUUUUAACUGAAUAGACUUGACUGUUUGAAAUGACCCGGACUUGCACUCAAGCGUUCCCCGUCCUUCUGAUGCAAAGGGAAACAGUCAGAUGAGCAAAUGGAACUAAGAUUUUUAACAUCACUUUGCAACAUCUUAAAAAGAUGUUAAUCUACAUUGUUAGAAGAUGGCAAGUUUUCAGAUUUGCAGUUGGGGUAUUCUGUUUUUUCUUAAUUAUUAUUCGUGUAGGUACAACAGUGUAGAAGUAGCAUGUGGCUGGAGAUACAGAAUCUAAUAAAAACCGGAGGCUUGUCAAUUCUUUGAUUUUCUUCUUGGGUGAUGAAUUGUUAUGUUUUUCUUUGAUUCACUCAGAAUUAUGCAAUGAAUUUGGUGGUUAGGGUAAGAGGAACUGAGUAAUUGAAUGGGUUCAUUGACUUGGAUGCACAGGAUACCUCGUUUGGCUCAGCAAUACUUCUGUGUAUUCAUGACUGUUCCCAAAAAUCGUUCUUCAUGUAACUUCUAAGUUGUUAAGUGAUAAAAGAGAAUACGCGUUGAUUGUUGAAGGCAUUCCAUCAUUUCUCAUCUCUUGUUAUAUGUGAUGAAGAGAAUGAGCGUUGAUUGUUGAAGGCAUUCCAUCAUUUCUCAUCUCUUGUUAUAUGUGAUGAAGAGAAUGAGCGUUGAUUGUUGAAGGCAUUCCAUCAUUUCUCAUCUCUUGUUAUUUUCCGACUCUGUACAAGUUCAAACUGAAGAGUUGGCUGUGAACUUGUAAUUUUGAAUAGUUUUGCAGUUAGUAAAAGCAAACAUGAUCUUUGCCA